AAAGACAAAAAAAGAAGGCUUCAUUUCUGUUGCGUGUCCGGACAACCAACCCCCCAUCCUACUCAUUCUAUGAACACUAGUUAUCAUGAUAAUUUUUGUAAGAAGUUUGAAGUCCUGAGCUGAGCUAACCUGUGGCUGUGACUUUUUUACAAUGUCAAUCAUCAUUUGCCUUGGACUGUUGAGUGUUGGAUUUUGGUGACAAAACUAAUAAAAGUUGAAAUUUUAAGGUGUUUUUGAGAAUGAGAAUUGAGAUUGUUGGUGGUCCUGACAUUCCUGGUUUGGUGUGUGCAUCACUCAGCAUCGCAUUGUUAAGUUGAUGAAAACUUUCAUGACAUGUCAGUGCAUGGACUCUGAGCUAGUGUGCAUCAUUAUUAGCCGCAACAAGUAUUGUAUAUGUACAUGUAUGUUGCGAUGAGUGGUUGCAAUUUGAAUGAUGGUUGUUGCUGCUGAAGUAGGAAAUUAAACCACAUUUUAUUUAAGUUUUUUUUGCUAGGAUAAUUGAAGCAGGAUCUAAUUGAUGGCCUCUUGAACAUCAUUAUCCAGUUAUUGCUUGUAGUAUUGUUGAGGGCUUAAAAUGACGAAACAUGAAAUAGUAUACAAAUAAUUAAUGUUUAUGAGUGCAAUGGACUGAAUACUUCAUGAGGUGAAAGAUGAAAUGAUCCAUUUAACGAGGCGUAGCCGAGUUGAAUGGAUCAUUAUUUCAUCUUUCACCGAAUGAAGUAUUCUGUCCAUUGCACGAAUGAAAAUACAUUCAUUAUUUGGUUUACAUGUAUAUGACAUCUAAAAAAAAAAAAUUUCAUAUGAAAUUCAUGAAUUUUGAUGCAAAACAUGCUCAUGCUGUGCAAGUUCGGUCUGUUGAUUGUUACGUCAUUACAACAUGCGCACUGAUGAUGCAUGAGCUGCAAUCUCGGUGCGCGAGUGCAAUGGACAAAAUCGUAUGGAUCCAAAAUUGCACGGUUGAUGACGUCAUUGCAAAAUGGGCUGAAUGAACGAUAUCAAACAACCAAUCAAAUCACAAGGAUCUAUCUAGGUGUCAUAUAAUACUUGUUGGAGGUUUAUUCAUGUCAAAAUAAAAAACAGCCCACAGUAUAUGAUACAGGAAACAAUCUGGAACUAGGUCUAAUGAUUUUGGUGGCGAUACUUUUGGCGAUCAAGCAGUCAGUAGGCCUCUGUAAAAGGGGUUCAUUACAUGCCGCAGCGCACAGAAAAAUCAAGCCAUAUAUUAAAGUCGUGCGUUGCGGGGUUAGUAUACUAAUACUAACCUCGCACUAUUUUGAGUGGUGUAAACUUUCUUUUUCCAAAAUAACAAUUCAAGUAAUAUUCAGAUGAUAAAUGGUCAUCGAUCAGCAGAAAAAUAAGUUACUCUUUCUCGAGGAAAUCUAUUUCUCUGUCAAAACAAACUUGGAAAAGAGAAUAUGUUGGCAUUGCAACGCAUCUAACAACGCGUUGCAGGUUGAGGCAAUAGGCGUGCAACACUAUGCAACCAGUGAUAAUAUUACGUAACAAUAAAUUACGUAACGAUCGUAUUACCACAAUAUAAACAUUAGGCACUUAGAGAAUUUGUGAAGGGAAAGUUUUAAUAAAGCAAUUUUCCGCUUUAUGACUUUAGAUCAUCAUAUUCAAAUUAUGAUUUUAUUGAUUUGUCCCUGGCACAUGAACUAGAAUAGUCUCAAUUUACAAACAGAUUAAACUUGAGUCACAAAUUUUUUAUUCCAAAAUUUUUAAUAAAAUUCAAACUCACUACUCAAAUAGUAUCUGGCACACUACCUGGAAGCGAUGCUAUCAAACAGUGUUUCUUUUGUACAUGUAUUUUAUAAUUCAUUUUGGUAUGUAUUUGAUGACGAAGAGAAUCGCUAAAAAAUCACAACAAAUUAUAACAAUGGUGAAAUUACAUUAUCCAUGAGAAAUCAAGCCAAAUUUUACAUCAUUCAAUGGUGGAAAAUAGCUAGUGUGUGUGAUGUCAUUGGUUUCCUCAUUUGCAUGCAGCAUAUGAUGUGCAUAUCACUGUUUUGUCAAAAUAAGCAAACCUUAUUCUUGAAUACCCUUGAUGCAUGCAAAAGCGGGGAUCCCAGCCAAAGCUAAGAACACAUUACUCCAUAUUUUCAGUCUGAUUUUAAUGAAAUUUAUAGUGCAAUGCUUGUUAGAUUUUUUCUUUCUGAUUUCUAAUAAACUUUCUGCUUGGGUGGACUUGCUUUUGAGAAAGAAGUGGAAGGAGGGAGUGUUAUCAUGAUGAUGGUGAGAGUCAAUAUAAACCUUUGUAUUACAGUGUAGAAAGGAAAUGCUGCUGUUGCUGCUGCUCUUGAUGAUGAUGGUGAUGAUGACGAUGAUGAUGCUGAUGAUGAUGGUGAUGAUGAUGAUGAUGAUGAUGAUGAUGAUGGUGAUGAUGAUGAUGGUGAUGGUGAUGAUGAUGAUGUAAUGAUGAUGAUGAUCAUCAUCAUCAUGAUCAUGCUGUUGCUGCUGCUGAUGGUGAUCAUGAUAAUGAUGGCAAUGAUGACAACAACAACUAUGAUGAUGAUGAUGAUGAAUUAGUUAAUCAAACUUUGUAUAUUUUUGUUUUGUUUUGCUUUCCUGUUAGACGUGAAUUCAUUGAGUGCACUUUAGUCUUCAGUACUAGCAUCACAUAGGAACUACCUGUCCAAUGGCAGAUCAGGACCCUACCCAACCACCUCCCCCAUAUCCUGGGGAUGCAAGCAAAGCAUACCCUCCCCCGGGAGCACCGUACCCACCACAGCAAGCCCCGUAUCCUCAGGGUCAACCUGGUUACCCCCCUCCGGGCCAACCUGGUUACCCCCCUCAGGGCCAACCUGGUUACCCCCCUCAACCAGCAGGGGGAUUUAACCAACCUCAACCAGCAAGCUAUCAGCAGCCUUAUCCUCCACCGGGCGGUUACCCUACUGGUCCAGGGGUGCCCCCACCAGGUGGACAGCAGACCGUGGUGGUCUCCCAGCCAACCCAUACAGUGACCACUGUCGUUCAGCACUUUGGCGAUCUGCCAUCUAACACCAAGUGCCCCAACUGCCAGAACCAAGUCACAACGAUGGUGUCCCAUGAGCCUGGCACGAUGGCCUGGCUGGCUUGCUUUCUCAUGUUCAUCUUCGGGUUUUGGCUCUGUUGCUGUAUUCCAUUCUGUGUCGAUGGCAUGCAAAAUGCUAUUCACCAUUGCCCUGUCUGCAAAUACCGCAUCGCUACCUACAACCGUUAGCUGUUACCAUGACAACAUGUCCUCCAUGCCCUAGGAAUACUUAUGGAAUAGGAGGACAAGGAUAAAGAGGAUGAAGAGGAGGAGGAGGGAGAAGAAGAGGAGAAGAGAGAUAAUGAUACCUAGGAGUAGGGAUUAAUUACCUUUACCAAUUUUGUUGUAAUACAGUGCAAAUGAUGUUAUUACUGAUGUUCUCUGAUUUUCCAAGUCACGUAUACAUAUUUUUACUUUGUACUUAAUAAUAGAAUAGGGAGCUAUAUAUAAUCCUGUAACUCAUGCGAGUACAAAUUAUUCCAUGACAUUUGCUCUGGCGACUAUUGCUCCGCCACAAAUUCCACAACUAAUCGAAUGAUUAACCUCAACCCUGGAAUUAACACUCAAUCCUUCCCUAAACCUAACUCUAAACCUUGCAUAAAACCCUAUUGCACCCAGCUUAACCUAAUCCGACAUCGUAGACUAAAUAAGCCCGGAGCUAUUGUCACAGGAGCAAAUGUCGUUUCGCCAGUGCAUAUGUAGACUGUUGCAUGAUGUAAUACAAGGACUUCUUUAUUGGAAUUCUAUGAUCAUGUGUACUUUUGUGGCUCGGUGAAUGUUUGAUUUACAUUUUUAAGAUUACAUUGUCUUUUUGAGUAUUAAUAGCUAUUGAUUAGAAAUGUAAAUACAUAUAUUAUUUGAUACAAUUUCCUUGGUGAAUAUUCUGUGGGUUUGAUUCUUAGAAAAAAUAGUUUCAUCUUUGAAUUAAACCCUAAUUUUAAUGUGAUUUAUUUUUAAAUGUGAACAUGCAAAAUCUAUGAUUAUUCACUUGAUUUCAAUGCAAUAUGUCACAUUGGUUAAAAUUGGGUCUUUCAAAAAUUCAGCAUUUAACGCUGUAUAAAAGUGACCAUUGUGAUUUUUAUUAGUUAAUUUAUCUUGUCUUAUUCAUGAUUCAUGAGCAGUCAUCAAAGCUUUAUUUAGGGGCAAAGAGAUGCAUUCAUAAGAUUGACUUAUUUAUGUUUGUAUUCAGUUGAGAAUUACACAAAUGGAUAUAUUAUAUAUGAAUGAAAAUUUGCAAUUUGAUGAUGUUGUGAUGUGUCUUCAUACAUGAUUUGUCUAUGUUUUUUUAUUGCUAAAGGGCGCUGUUGGACAGUUUUGUAACCUGCUGUACUUCCCGCCAUCUUCGUUAUGAAGAUCAUCAAUGUCACUUGCACGCAGCUGUCAAUUAUCCGCCAGUCGCAUAGCACAUGCACAGUACACCUUCGCUGCGCUGCUCUUGGCUACGUCGGUGUUGUCCUGAAUAUCUUCUGAUGUCAAACAGUAUAAGGAGGCGGAUCCAACCUGCCAGGAUCUUGGAACAGCAGGCGAAGCAUACGCGAACUGAGAUUAUCAAAUCGGGGGCAUGCAGGGAAUUGUUUGUGAGAAUACCCUGGUAUAACGUUCUCGUCAUCGGGCAGCGGCGCUGUUUGCAGCACGUAGAAUGUCCAACAACGCCCUCUAAUAAUAAUAUAAUAAUAAUCCGUUUUUUAUAUAGCGCUUAAUACAUCGGAACGACGUGUCUAAGCGCUUUACAGAUAUAUUAUUACCCCGGUCAUCGGAUUCAAUCAGUCAUUCCCGCACACAAUGUGUGCACAUCCUCCACUCCCUGGGGAGUAUUCCAGUCAGUCGCCGGUGAGGCGCACACAGUACUGGACAAGCUACUAUUAUUAUUACCCCGGCUAAGCAAGGCAGCCGUUUAAGGCGCACACAGCUUUUUUAGGAAUUCCUGCCGGUACCCAUUUACAUCACCUGGGUCGAGUGCAGCACACAGUGGAUGAAUUUCUUGCUGAAAGAAAUUACGCCAUGGCUGGGAUUUGAACCCACGACCCUCUGUUUCAAAGUCCGGAGACUAAUCCACUGGGCCACAACGCUCCACUAUUAUAGCGAUAGUUACCAAACCGUAUCAAAAUCAAGCUUUCCUUGAUUUUGAUUGGCUGAGAAGCAAAGGUUUCUGAUCCUUGACAUAGUAACUGCCGGAUAAAAGAUCCGACAGGUCCUUUAAUGAAACGCUCUGUAAAAAUUUGCUGAUAUCUUCUGGAAAGUCAUGAAAAUCAUAUACAUGUACACGUACAUUCAAAUUAUUUCUUUUUAAUUAGCAGAUCUGAGCUAUGACGAGUCCUUAUGUAAUUGACAGUUAAACCUUUGAAAGGUAAAUAUCUGAAUAAUUGUGCAAUGUUUCACUUUAUGGCCUAUGAAUUCUAGAGAUAUACUUUUUUUCAUGGAAAGUAAGAAAAUUCUGAAAAGAUGUAAGUUUACCAAUUCCAUUAAAUCAAGCUAUACAGAGUGUCUCACAAAAAAGGAAACCUGUUUUCAGAGAUAGAUUUCCCAAUUAUUAAAUAUGUUUUCCUAUACUUUGAUACUUGUAGUAAGAAUGGAAUCUCAUCUUUAAUUUGAGACUAACAGUGUAGCAAAUCGUUAACUCAUGGUAGAUUACGAAGAAUAAACAUUGAAGCAUGUCAUAAACGAUUUGCACAGAAACUUACCUGUGAAUCUACAUCCACUCUCAUUUCAGAGGUCAGUGAGAGACUUAAAGAAUACAAAAGAAAUGCUAAUGAACCAAUCGUCGAAAAAGCACUGUCGUUGUAUCAUGCACCAAUCUUGUUCAAUUUUUCUGUGCAACCUAAUUUUGACAUUAAAAUUUCAAAAUCUUCCUGCUCCUUAAUGUGUGAAGUGUUCUCUCAUAUUAUGUAUCAAAAUAUAGAGGAACAAUUGAAUUGUAUGAUAUGUAAAUAAAAUAACCCAAUUCAUUUGCCUUUGAAGAAAAAAAAUAAAUGGGAAUCCUGGUUUCCUUUUUUUCUGGGAUGCACUGUAGAUGUUUACUUCUUUGAUCAGCAUUUUGCAAUGGUCGAACUAUGCAAAUGCAUGAUUUUAAACUUUUUCACUUUUCAGGUUGUAAUAAGUCCAUGAACAGACUAUGAAAUUUGCCAUUUCCAAGUGUAUAUUUUGCUUUGCGCAAGUUGAAAUCUGUAGCAUAUACAUCUUGCUGAAUGUAAUUGCUGAUAAAUAUCACUUUUUGUGAUGGUGGCUGAAAAUCUAUUGAAUUUAAUUGAAAUGGAAAAAAGAAUAUCUGUGCAUGCUUCUUUAUUGAAAUAAGGAGCGUAAAUCUACCCCAUAUUUUCUAUUAAUCAUACUUCAUGGAAGAUAUUUCAUUGUUUCAAUAAAUAUCACAGAAAUUUAUAAGGGAUAUGUAAAAUAAUGGAAGAAGCUGUUAGUGUUAAAUCAUUGCAGUGCAUGACAAAAGAAGUUAAGACUUAUUUGUUGUGGACUUCUAACAGGUUACAUUGUACCAGAACUUUGACAAUGUUUUUUGUGUUGCAGAGAUGAUUUUGAUCUAGUAAGUAAUAGUGAAUCUAUCAGAUUCAUUCUUUUUAUCAUGCCAAUUUUUCUUCAUUUAAUCCUCUUUUUUAAGGAGGUGGAGGUAGUAAAAAAAAUAUUAUUUCAAUUGUUGCAUCAAGUUGUAUAAUCUUCUAAAACUUACAGAAAUCCAUGAUUUUUAUUUUUUUCAUCUAGAAUUAUAAAAAAACUAUAACAUUCUUUCUAGUUAUGGUGUCAUUGUGUUCCAACUCUUCAACUUUUGUUGUUGUGGUAUUAGCCAACAAUGGAGGUGUCUUACAUUUUUUUUCAAUUGCAUAAAGUAUAUUAUUGCAUGCAUGCUGUUUAUUUGGGGGAAGGUACUACAUAUAUGCCCUCUUAUGUUGUAUUUACUUGUUUUAGAGUGUUGCAUCUAGUUGCAUAUAUAUAUUGAAUAUAUUAUGAUACAAAUACUUUCAGGAGACUUAUAGCUAAGCAAAUUGCACUCUUUGAUCUAUGAACUAGAACAACAAAUAAUACUACCAGAGGUUGAUACUUGAAAGAUUUAUUUUCUGCUACAGUAGGCCUAACAUUGUAUUUGCCAUGGCAUGAAUUCUGCAUAGUGCACCACAGAUGAUUGUAAAGUACAUUUUAAAAGUUUUUUGAUACUUGAAAGAACAGUAUCCACAUGAGUGGUCAUUUCAUAAUUGUUGGGUCUUAUUUUAUCUCUGGCCAAGUCAUUUUAACGGCAUUUGAUGAGGUUCAUUUUCAAUUGGUCAAAUGCCGAUUCGUCCAAUUACCAUCUCGUCUACUAUCAUUUGGUCUACCAUCAGUUUUUCCACUAUCCACAUGAUCUAAAGGACAUUUCGUCCUUUCACCAUAACCAGUUGGUCCAAUAGCUAUUUAGUCCAUAUACCAUUUGGUCUAAUUGGACUAAGUAUUAAUUGGGUGAAAGGAAUGAAAAUAAAAUGGAUAUUAGACCAACUGGUUAUGAGACAAAAUGGUCAUAGAUGAACUGAUUAGAUGAAGUGACGAUUGGACCAAAUGGUUUUGGACUAAAUGUUGAUGGACAAAAUGGCAUUAGACUAAAUGCAGGUAGACCAUGUGAUGAGUGGACGAGUUGGCAAUAGGCGAAUUGGCAGUUUACCUUUAAUGAGACCCUGUUUCAUCUAGUGGUAUAGUAUAAUGGAUAAGAGUAAUUAUGAUAUUGUCAUCUUUAACCUUCAAUAGAGCAUUAGGUAGGCCUACUAUUUUAACUCUUUGCACGCUGAAUUAUUUUUUUGGGGGGAAAAUAAUGACAAUUGUUUGCAUUUAUUUUCUUUAAUUCAAGAUUUCCAUAUUUUACCAUUGAUACUAAUGAUAAUCAUUAUAUAAAUGUCAUCCAAGAACUAUUGCCUUUUAUUAGCUCAUCUAAUUUGAAGGUAGGGGGGAAAAAAUGAUUAUUACGAUUGUUAAAUUUAAUUGUAUGAAUGUGCAAUAUUGCAACAUCAGUGCGCAAAGGGUUAAAGGGAUGAAAUUAUUUGAUUGGAUUUAAUUUUGUGGCACCAUGAUAGUAUGAUGUAAUGAAUCGAUUUUAGACGGUUAGGGGCUAUAAAAUUUUGAUGGAUCGUAGACAUUCCACAGCCGAUUUUGAAUAUAUAUUUAUUCUUCAUCAGAUUUCAACCUCUUUGAUAUGGCUCUUCUUAAAAACGGUGACUACGUAAUGUGUAUACAGUUGCUGGAUGAUUAUCAUGUUAAGAUUGAAUGGCUGUCGUUUGUUAAAUAAUCUUAAUUAUUAAUAAAACCUUUAGUUGAUUACAAGAGCAGUGAUCACAUUUCAAGCCAAAUUUUGCUUAGCUGUAAGUUCUCUUAUAAACUAUCACAUUAACAAAAUAUAUAUGUAUAUAUGUGUGAACAUUAUUUUAGCACUACUAGUAUGGUGUACAGAUGGUUAAAUUAUUUGAUGUUCUAUUCAUGACCAAAUUAAAUAUUUUUAUUCUAUUUGAUAUUCUGUAGUCUGUCAAAGCUCUAAACAUCUCCGUAAUGGAUCAUUUAUGUGGUACUAAUUUUUAAAAACUCGUACUUUGUCAUUUGUCAAGGUAAAAGGGUGUUGUUAUAUGUUGAUUCUAAAGUCUUUUGUGAAUAUAUAUCUUAAUCAAGAUGAAUAAAUUGGCAUAUAUGUAUUGGCAAUUUA
Molecule: messenger RNA, 8675 nt
Organism: Lytechinus pictus (painted urchin)
Lineage: Eukaryota; Metazoa; Echinodermata; Echinoidea; Temnopleuroida; Toxopneustidae
Product: cell death-inducing p53-target protein 1 homolog
Exons: 6
Coding region: 2639-3202 (187 amino acids)
Molecular function (GO): zinc ion binding
Source: RefSeq, a predicted model, not a curated record